Uloborus diversus is the source of this 1426-nucleotide messenger RNA. RefSeq names its product BTB/POZ domain-containing protein 3-like. Bases 1 to 1326 code for a protein of 441 amino acids. Gene Ontology annotation, cellular component: cytosol. The transcript has 2 exons. Lineage: Eukaryota; Metazoa; Arthropoda; Arachnida; Araneae; Uloboridae. Gene Ontology annotation, biological process: neurogenesis. Gene Ontology annotation, molecular function: protein binding. The record is from RefSeq and is a predicted model, not a curated record.
AUGGAGAGCGAGAAGGUGCUGCAGCGGACGUCGUCCCUGCUGCAGAAUACAGCCCUCAGCGAUGUGACUUUUAUAGUGGGGCCCCCUUCGGCGUCUAAGAAGUAUGUAGGGCACAGGGUCCUGCUGGCCAUGACGUCACCUGUCUUCGAGGCCAUGUUCUAUGGAGACAUGGCGGACAAGUCGAAAGUCAUCAGGAUAACGGACCUGGCGCCAAUAGGAUUCGAAAAUUUACUCAGGUAUGCGUAUACAGAUACGCUUAACCUGUCGACAGUUGAAGAUGCCAUGCUCACAGCUUACGCCGCCAAAAAGUACCUCUUGCCUCAUCUACUAAGGGAAUGCUUUGUUUUCAUCGAAUCUCACGUGUCUCCCAAGAACGUCUGCCAGGUCUACGAAUUCGCCACCGUCCUCGAAGCACAUCACCUCAUCUACGAAUGCCUCAACAUCAUCGACAGACAGACUCACCACGUCCUCACGUGCAGCACAUUUCCAGCAGUGUCGGUGUCCACCUUGGAGACCAUCGUGGGCAGGCCGUACUUGAACAUCUACUCGGAGUUUUCUUUAUACUCCGCAGUUCAUCUGUGGGCAGAAGAAGAAUGCAAGAGACGAAACGUUGAAAUUGAGAUGGAAAAUCUUCGAAUAGUCUUGGACAGUGUGUUGCCACACGUUCGAUUUCUCGCUAUGACGGCGGAGGAAUUUUGCAAAGGUCCUGCCAAGAAUGGACUGUUAUCUAAAGAUGAGUGUUAUGCCAUUUUCAUGAAUCUUGCCAUUCCGGGAAUUGUUCCCAUGCCCAAAGGACUAUCCUCAGAUAUGACGAAACGGACUGUACCACCAGACUUUUUCGUUGCUUCUAGAUUCAAACCAACAGGAUUCCAUUCUCCUGUACGACCAAUCAGGGUUUGCGGUAUCCGCUUCACAGUCACCAAUCACGAUAUUUUCUUAGUUGGGGUCGGGUUUCCCGUGAGACUGGACACAAAUUACUUCUCAGUUCGGCAACCAAAGUUUGAAGGGAACCUCCGUUUCAUGUACAAGAUACAGGAAGACAAGAUCGAACGAGAAGAUAUGAACGUCAGCUUCAACCUCGCCAGAGACAAAGAUGUCAGGUUGCGGUUACGGAAAACAUAUUACGUCAGGAAGGGGAUCGAGUGCGAACUUGAACUACAUGUAAAUUCCAUGCUGGCCGAGGACGUGGUCAUUCCUAAUAUGCGAAACAGAAAAAAAGACGAUACAGUUGAUGGCAUUACUUUUCAUUUUCAUCAGUUUAAUCGAGGUCAAGCAAAUAAUGCUUCUGAAACAAUGGAAUUUUCCGAGAUCUAUUACUAUUUCUGAAGAUGGUGUUUGUAAAAGUUAAGUUUGCCAACUUUAAAAAAAUAUUUGUCAUUUGGAAAAUUUAGCCUUAAGUGAAUUUGGCUAGGGAAUUUUAUUUAAA